GAGAAACAGAAAAAAAAAGAAGAAAAUGACUUGACUAUAGACUCAGAGGUUCCAUUGUAUCCUUUUAUAUAAGAGCGUCGCUACCUACGAGAUACGCGUAGUCUUCCCUGUACCGCAUUUUCACAAACUCUUGGCGUACAGUUUCCUCUGUGUUGUUAACGCCCUCCGUUUUCCGACCAACAACACCUCCGCCGGAACCCUAGUAACGAGACAGUAAACCGAGAAAGAAGACACACAAGAAUGAAGUACGUUUUGGUAACUGGCGGUGUAGUCAGUGGUCUUGGCAAAGGCGUUACAGCAAGUAGCAUCGGCGUUGUUCUCAAAGCAUGUGGCCUUCGUGUUACCUCUAUCAAAAUUGAUCCAUAUUUGAACACUGACGCUGGCACUAUGUCCCCGUUUGAGCAUGGGGAGGUUUUUGUGCUUGAUGAUGGUGGAGAGGUUGAUCUAGAUUUGGGAAAUUAUGAACGCUUUUUGGAUGUGACAUUGACAAGGGACAACAAUAUUACCACUGGAAAGAUAUAUCAGUCUGUUCUGGAGAAGGAAAGGAAAGGUGGUUAUCUUGGAAAAACUGUUCAGGUGGUUCCCCACAUCACUGAUGCUAUAAAGGAUUGGAUUGAGUCGGUAUCUCUGAUUCCUGUCGAUGGGAAGGAGGGUCCUGCAGAUGUUUGUGUCAUUGAAUUGGGGGGUACUGUAGGUGAUAUUGAAUCAAUGCCCUUCAUUGAGGCUUUACGACAAUUGUAUUUCACAGUUGGGCAAGACAACUUUUGCCUCAUUCAUGUCAGUCUUAUACCUGUACUAGGUGUUGUCGGUGAGCAAAAAACAAAGCCUACACAACAUAGUGUGCGGGAACUGAGAGCAUUAGGGUUGACUCCCCACUUUUUAGCAUGCCGGUCUGCUCAGCCCUUACUAGAGAACACAAAACAGAAGCUUUCACAGUUUUGUCAUGUUCCUAUUGCCAACAUCCUGAAUAUCCAUGAUGUUCCAAACAUUUGGCAUAUUCCUCUCCUGCUUCAGAACCAAAAUGCUCAUGAUGCCAUUCUAAAGCAAAUGGAUUUAAUGAGGGUUGCGAAACCUAUUGCUUUACGGGAGUGGACGAAAAGAGCUGAGACCUUUGACAACCUCACCAAAUCUGUUAGAAUUGCGAUGGUUGGGAAGUAUGUUGGGUUAACAGAUUCUUACUUAUCUGUAGUGAAGGCCCUUCUGCAUGCAUGUAUUGCAUGUUCGUUUAAGCCAUCCAUUGACUGGAUUGCAGCAUCAGAUCUUGAAGAUGAUAGUGCUCAAUCGACUCCAGAAGUUUAUGCAACAGCCUGGAAGACUCUAAGGGGUGCAGCAUGUGUCUUGGUUCCUGGUGGGUUUGGUGACCGUGGGGUCAAGGGGAUGAUAUUGGCUGCAAAGUAUGCUAGGGAGAAUAACGUACCAUAUCUCGGAAUCUGUUUAGGGAUGCAGAUUUCUGUAAUCGAGUUUGCCAGAUCUGUUUUGCAUUUGGAGAAAGCAAACAGUGAAGAGUUUGACCCCCAGACGCCGGACCUUGUUGUAAUUUUCAUGCCUGAGGGGUCAAAAACACAUAUGGGGAGCACCAUGAGGCUUGGAUCUAGGAAAACAUUGUUCCAGACUCCUGAUUGUAUCACGUCAAAGCUGUAUAACAAUUCUAAGCAUGUGGAUGAACGACAUCGCCAUAGAUAUGAGGUCAAUCCUGAAGUUGUAGGCACUUUAGAAGAAGCUGGCCUGAGAUUUGUGGGAAGGGAUGAAACUGGAAAAAGAAUGGAGAUAUUGGAGCUUCCUGGUCACCCAUUUUAUGUUGGCGUGCAAUUUCAUCCUGAAUACAAGUCAAGGCCAGGGAGGCCUUCAGCUCCUUUUCUAGGUCUUAUCAUGGCAGCAACAGGACAGCUAGAAGCUUACGUCAAUACUCAGCAGAAUGGAAGCAUAUAAGCAAAACAUCAGCACUAACUAGUUGGAUAACUUUUUGCUCACAAGGAAGUCUGAUUUUGUGGUGUGAUCCUCCCAGUUCUCUUAAAGCUUGUCGUGAGAUAAAUGUGGAUGUACUCUGCACAUGUUCUGCCUGUUGACCCAAAGCCCCCUCGAGUGUGAAGCUGCAUGCUAGGGCCGUCAAUCAUUUGGAAGUGAUUUAGCUGAUGCCCGUCUUCUUGUAAAGUUGACGACAGAUAAUUUGAAGAUAUAGUUAGAGUGCUUUAGUUGUCUAUAGUUGACGACAGAUAAUUUGAAGAUAUAGUUAGAGUGCUUCAGUUGUCUCUACUGCAUUUGGGAUGUCACCUUGUUUUCCUUUGUUUUUUUCCCCUUAAAAGUUAAGAAUUGUUUGGAGGAUGACAGUGUUUUAUACAUUUACUGCUUAUUCAGACUCAAUGGAAACCCGAUUGUGUUGUUAAA
Solanum dulcamara is the source of this 2385-nucleotide messenger RNA. RefSeq lists its product as uncharacterized. The coding region runs from base 241 to 1929 and encodes 562 amino acids. Lineage: Eukaryota; Viridiplantae; Streptophyta; Magnoliopsida; Solanales; Solanaceae. Gene Ontology annotation, molecular function: CTP synthase activity; identical protein binding. The transcript is spliced from 23 exons. The record is from RefSeq and is a predicted model, not a curated record. Gene Ontology annotation, biological process: pyrimidine nucleobase biosynthetic process; CTP biosynthetic process.